AUGCACCCCGUCUCAGUCCUCACGUUUGGGAUCUUCUUAGCUGGCUACAUCACCGCGCGCUGGGAUCUCGUUACACGCUUGUAUGAGCUUGCCAUAUUCGCCUGGGAUCACGGAGUUAUCACACGCGCUGCGAAAGGGUUCGCGAUCCUGUCCAUCUUCUUCGUUGCCGUCCUGAUACCCGUCGAGCGCAUUGCCGCACGAGAAACCGAGCUACACCCACGAACACCAGACGCGGGAAUAUCAGCGCGGGAGCAGCUGAGACGGCGAGGCUCGUUCUGA
Molecule: messenger RNA, 279 nt
Organism: Sphaerulina musiva SO2202
Lineage: Eukaryota; Fungi; Ascomycota; Dothideomycetes; Mycosphaerellales; Mycosphaerellaceae
Exons: 3
Coding region: 1-279 (92 amino acids)
Source: RefSeq, a predicted model, not a curated record